AUGAAAAAGCUAAUUGAAAAAAAUGUAAUUAAAAUAAAUUAUAACACUUUUGUAAAUCAAUAUAAAAAAGCUUUUAAAUGUGAAAAGGAUAUAAUUGAUGAAGAACUAUAUGAACAUUUUAUUAUAAACCCUUUUACUUAUUCUAGACCAUUUGGAUGUUUGCUUCCUAAUUAUAACAACACAGAAAAAUAUUAUUUAAAUGGAAUAAAUAUUUUUGAAAUAGUAGAUUAUGUUACCAUAAAUGAGCGUUUAUAUAAAUUUGAAAAUUCUGGAGAUAAUAAUGAUGAUAGUGAUCAAAAUGAAGAAGAUUUCACCAAUUUGCUCGGAAAUUCAGAAAAUGAAGAUAUAAUAGACUAUAGUAACAGUGAGGUGGAAUAUGGAAAUGGAAAUAAAAAGGGGAUAAAAAAUAAAAAAUCUAACAAAAAUAAUGAAAGUAUGAAAAAUAAAGGAUACCAAAAAACAGCUAAUAACAACAUGAAUAAUAAUAACAACUUCACUACACAAGUAAAAAAAUGUAAUAAUAAAUAUCGAAGAAUUUUUCGCUUUUUACUAUUUGAUGGUAAAUAUUUUAUUUAUGCUUAUGAAUACGAGUUUAAUGAAAAUUUUAAUUAUCUUGAAACAAAUAAAUAUAAAUAUCCAAAAAUAAUUUUAUAUAAUAACCCAGUUAUUAGACGUAAAGUAAUAUUAUUAAAAAAAAAUCAAGUUAUUAUUUUAUUUAAAGGGAAUACAACAAUAGAACAAAAUAAUUCCAAUAUAAAAGAUGAAGAAAUAUAUCAUGAUAUAGUUAACAUUGUUCAAAAAAAAGAUGAACUUAUUCCUAUUUCUACAAAAAAUGAAUCAAAUUAUUAUAACUUAUCUGGUAGUUAUAAUAUGUCUAAUCAAAAUAGGAAUCAUAAUGACGAUCCAAAUUAUUUAAGCAGAGAAAAUAAUAUAAGACAUUUUUAUUACGAAAAUGAAAAAUUUAAAAAUACAUAUACCAAUUCAGCCAUUAGAAAAGACGAACAAAAUUAUAAUUAUUUCACAAAUCAACAAAAUAACAAUAAUAAUGAUAAAUACAAACAUUUUAAAAGUUGCUCACCCUUAAAACAGGUACCUAAUAUUGAUGAAGAUGUACAUAAUGAAGAUGUACAUAAUAAAAAUGCACAUAAUAAAAAUGUAUAUAGUACAAAUGCAUAUAGUACAAAUUUUAUUCAAACAGACUCAACAAGUAAUAAUUCAAAAAAUAACAAUCAACUAAUAGAUUUAACAGAGGGUUUUUUUUCAUCGAAAUUUUUCCAAAAAUCACCGGAUAUAAGUAACAUAUGUAAUGAUGUUAUUAUUUUGGAUGAUUAA
Molecule: messenger RNA, 1332 nt
Organism: Plasmodium yoelii
Lineage: Eukaryota; Apicomplexa; Aconoidasida; Haemosporida; Plasmodiidae
Exons: 1
Coding region: 1-1332 (443 amino acids)
Source: RefSeq, a predicted model, not a curated record